GGGACCUCAGGCCGGCCCUCCUCCCCCUCCCAAGGCAGGCCGAGGAGCUGAUUGGCCCACAACACAGCCUCCAGCCACCUGCUGCUGUCUGUCUGGGGCCACCCUCCCCGCGCUCCAUGCUGUCCACCAGGCCCAGCGUGGCGACUGUGGCCUGACUCUGGGCCUGCUGCUGCUCAGCCAUCUCCAUGGCAACCAGGGCCAUGGAGGAGCUGGAUGGAGGCCUGGGCAGCUGCCAAGUGGAUGAGGACCUCUCUGCACUGGCUGACCCUUGUCCCGGCCGGCCUCAGGAGGACAGUGUGCGAGGUACCAGAGAAGGUGCCAGGGGAGGAAGCCCACGUCCCCAUCCUCCUUCUGAGUCAGCAACAUCCAGGUUGGCUGACUCCAGCAGCCAGUCCCAUGAUUCUCAGGAGCGGGUGACUGAGGGCAGCCCCACAGGCAGUGUGGACACCAAGCCCAAGAAGAUGGAAAAGGAGCCUGUGUCCAAAGUGACCUCAGGAGCAGGGAAGGAGAGGCUGAAAGCAGGAGCAACCCCCCGGAGCCCGGCACGGAAGAAGGCACAGACCGCACCGCCCCCGCAGCCGCCGCCGCCGCCGCCGCCGGCCCUGAGCGAAGAGCUGCCCUGGGGAGACUUAACGCUCAACAAGUGCCUGGUGCUCGCCUCGCUCGUGGCGCUGCUGGGCUCCGCCUUCCAGCUGUGCCGCGAGGCUAUGGCUGGGGAUGUAGAAGCCCCCGCGCCUGUCCCUGAGUCGUGGGCCUCGUCAAGCUCGUCACCCAAGGGGCUAGCGUCAACCCUGCCAAAGCCUGAGGCCUGGACCCCCUCAGUGAGGCAGCCCGAGCCCCCCUCGAAGUUAGAGGAAAGGGUCCAGAUUCCUAGGAGCGAAGAGGCUGCAGAGAAGGACAAAUGGGAGUCUGAAGAAGCCGCUGAUGGGGACCAUGUGCCCCUCGCCAGCCGAGGGCCCAAGGAGAGCCUGAAGAAGGAGAAGCCUUGGAAGGAGAGGCCCGGGAAAGAGAAGCCACAGAAGGAGGAGAGGCCGAGAAAAGAGAAGCCACGGAAAGAGGAGAAGCCACGUGGUGCCAGGGAGCCCCAGGGAGCCCUACCGCGACGCUGGGAGGCCCGCGAAGGGGGCCAUCGACCUUGGGGGCGAGACUCCGGAGCCCCAGAGGAUAGGAAGAGGCAGGCCUGGGUCUCCCCGCGGCGCCCCGAUGAGGAGGACCGGCCUCUGGGCCGCCAGAAGCGGCGUGCCGGCAAAGGCCGGGACUGAGUGAGACCGGGGUCGUGCGCGUGAGUUUCUGAAUAUCUGCUCUAGGGCCCUGCGGUUCCAGCUAAAUAAACCAAGUGCUGCGGCCUC
Molecule: messenger RNA, 1349 nt
Organism: Bubalus bubalis (water buffalo)
Lineage: Eukaryota; Metazoa; Chordata; Mammalia; Artiodactyla; Bovidae
Gene: JSRP1
Product: junctional sarcoplasmic reticulum protein 1
Exons: 7
Coding region: 186-1262 (358 amino acids)
Biological process (GO): regulation of ryanodine-sensitive calcium-release channel activity; skeletal muscle contraction
Cellular component (GO): sarcoplasmic reticulum
Source: RefSeq, a predicted model, not a curated record